Molecule: messenger RNA, 1530 nt
Organism: Acanthopagrus latus (yellowfin seabream)
Lineage: Eukaryota; Metazoa; Chordata; Actinopteri; Spariformes; Sparidae
Gene: irag3a
Product: inositol 1,4,5-triphosphate receptor associated 2
Exons: 15
Coding region: 380-1423 (347 amino acids)
Source: RefSeq, a predicted model, not a curated record
UGGAGAGGGGCCGUCACAGGAGCCUGAAGGGAAAGUGCAUAAUGAAGAGAGCACAACAAACCCUGCUCCCCUUUGGGAAGAAGAUAGUAAGGCAAGAAGAGGACAAGAGGGGGAGAAAAGGAAAGGAAGUGAGUCUACAUGCCUGGUGACUGGCUUCCUGCCCUCAUCUACUGGCUCUGAUUGCCUUCAUAUCUCCAUAUCUGUACUGUACUCUGCUGUCCCUGCCCUCUCGAAGCCUGAAGCAGAGACAAACAACCACUGUCCCUUCAUCCUGCUGGACAGUGAGGACAGUGAAGAUGAAACCAGCCAGGAGGAGCAGCCGACCACCAACUGGAACGAGCUGUCCAUCAUAGAGCGUGUGGGCCUCAACAGUGUGGAGAUGUCAGAGAAAGAUUUGGAGUCGGCCUUCGCUCAGAUCGCCAUGGCCUUCCGCUGUGAUCAGUACACCCUGAAGCAGCGGCUGCAGGCCGAGGAGCACGACCGCAACCUGGCUGAGGAGAACGUCCAGCUGGAGCUGACCAGAGGCAGGGAGACCCUGGAGACACUGAAGGGCCUGUGUAUGGACAGUAAGCGCAGUAAGAUCCUGCAGAGGCUGGAGCUGUCUCUGGACAUCCUCGGUGGAACCGUGGAGCGAAUCUCCAACACGGCUGAGGUCCUCGGUGCUGUGCACCAGGAGGCUCGAGUGAGCCGGGCUGUCGAGCUCAUGGUGGCUCACGUGGACAAUCUGACGAAACGACAUGACAGAAACAUGGCGGAGCUGGAGGAGGCCAAGAAGGCGAUCCAGCAGCAGAACCCCUGCAGGACCAUCACUGACCCCAGAGCAUCUCCAGAUCCAGACGACAGUGACAGCAGAAGGAGGAGUUAUCAGCAGAGCAACAGCCGGAGAAGAGUCAGCAUAUCAGUCAUUUCCAGUAACAGCCAUGAGAAGAUAAUGCGACAGCUGAGGAAGCGAGCCAAGGAGGGAGGAUCAUCAGACAAGAAGUCUGGCCGCUCUCAAUCAGUGAGCUCCGAGUCCAGCUGCUCUGCCAUCAACACAGCAGAUGACAGGCCACCGGAUCCUGAAGAAGCUCCGCCAGAAGCUUCAGCUGCUCAGCCUCCUCCUGAACCCCCUGCCACCCCCACCCCAGAGUGCCUCCCAUCAAAGCAACCGGCCACCAAGAAGACACAAAACAAAAAUUCCUCUCUGGAUACUCUGCGACACAGACACAAGGGCAGAUCUGCCCUUUCAAAGAAAAAAGCUGACAGGGAUAGAAAGACUACAAAUCUUUUCAGACGGCUCUCUGUGGGCACGUAUGGACCCUCUUGCAGACAACAUCCUCUGGCACACUGGCUGCAUCGCUGUCGCUGGGCGCUUUUCUGCGUGUACCUGUGUGCACUCAUCUGUGUCGUGACACUGACCUACUUCUUGUUGGAAGCUUCAUGAUGGAGAAUCUGUUUUCUGAAUAUACAGUGAUCAAGAUGUUGUCUCAGUUCUGUGAGCAGCAAGUUUGUGAAACUGUUUGUUUAUGAGUACAAAACAUUUGAUUUACA